AAAUCGGAGCGCAGCAUAAACAUAACAGUGAAAGGAACGUAAAACGCUACUUUUUAUUUUGCAACAAACAAAUGUAGCGGGCACUCAAACCGGUAUCACGAGGAGGGAUGUUUGUGUUUUACACUUUGUGUCGUUAGUGAGAAUAUACAUCAUGGACACUCUACAGGAGAACGGGUUACCGCACUCACCUGCACUCGAUAUUCCCGGUCGUGAAAGUACCGCCAAAGAACUCGGGGUAUGUGGGACUCCCCUUAAAACAAAGGAAAAUAAUGGGACAACGGGAAGAAGUUCACCUGGCAAUCAUGUCACGGCGGAGUUUGGCAACCAGCAGUUGUACCAAGUACCAUUGGUAAACGCACCUGCUCCUUCCACGACACCUCUCGGGUUACCUAGCGUUAUGGACGUAGAGGGGAGAGUGGACGAGUCCAGGCUGCGGAUGCACAUUUUCAAGAAUGGUGGUGUGUCCCCUUCGGAGCGUGGCCAGGUGUGGCGUUUCCUGUUCGGGAUGUACCCCUGCAGCUCCACCUCUCUGGAGCGCCCCCUACUGCAGGAGCAGCUCAACGUCCGCUACCACUCCAUGAAGAGGAAGUGGCAGCAGCUUUUUCCUGCCGCCGUCCGACUGCGUAUAAAUGGCACCGAUGCUGAGUUGGUGGAAGCGGUGCGGUACUUCGAUGUGAGGCAGGACAGGGUCCAGCUGCAGGCUCAGAACCAGAGUGAUGAGGUCAGGGAGAGGCUGUCCUUCCUGGAGCUACAGGCCCAGGUGUUGUUUGAGCGGGUGACCUUUGAUCUGGAGGAGCUCCAAGAGGCCAUCCGAAUCAUCGACAAGGACGUGCCUCGGACAGACAGAAACCUACCCUACUACUCGGGUGAAGGCUUGGGCAAUCUGCUGGUGUUGAGGGAUAUUCUCAUCACAUAUGCUGCUUUUCACCCAGAGGUGAGCUAUGCCCAGGGGAUGAAUGACCUUUGUAGCCGAUUCCUGGAGGUUCUGGACUCUGAGGUGGACACCUACUGGAGCUUCUCCUGCUACAUGGAGAAGUUCUCCAAGGACUUCCGCGCUGACGGCCUGCACAGGAAGAUAGAGCUGGAGGCAGCACUGCUGAAGGAGUUGGACCCUCAGCUCCACACCCACCUGAUCACAGAUAGCAUGGAGAGUUUCACCUUCUGUCACAGUCAGUGA
Salvelinus namaycush (lake trout) is the source of this 1177-nucleotide messenger RNA. Its product is annotated as TBC1 domain family member 15-like. The transcript has 8 exons. Gene Ontology annotation, molecular function: GTPase activator activity. The record is from RefSeq and is a predicted model, not a curated record. Gene Ontology annotation, biological process: activation of GTPase activity. Lineage: Eukaryota; Metazoa; Chordata; Actinopteri; Salmoniformes; Salmonidae. The coding region runs from base 152 to 1177 and encodes 341 amino acids.